Messenger RNA from Strongylus vulgaris, 305 nucleotides. Lineage: Eukaryota; Metazoa; Nematoda; Chromadorea; Rhabditida; Strongylidae. The record is from the annotation of a GenBank genome assembly.
AUGACGAACCCACGAAAGAGGAUUUACCAGUUCGUUACCGCUCUACAGAUUGUCUUUAGUGUCUUCUCUGUGACGAUUCUCUGCUUAACCCUUCCGCUAAUGUAUAAUAAUGUGCAGUCAACAAUCCAAUAUGUAGAUCAGGAGAUGGCAUUCUGUGAGCGAUCAAAUCAGGAAGCUUUGAUGGAAUUAGAAUAUGGAAAAAUGACUUCUAAUCGAACAAGACGUGGAAUAUAUGGUGGAGGUUAUGGAGACGAAGUUACUGGCACACCCCUAGAGACGGAAUGUCCAGGUGGGACCAAAUAAAA